Messenger RNA from Ochlerotatus camptorhynchus, 3433 nucleotides. RefSeq names its product probable ATP-dependent RNA helicase ddx20. Gene Ontology annotation, biological process: spliceosomal snRNP assembly. Gene Ontology annotation, molecular function: ATP binding; RNA binding; RNA helicase activity. Gene Ontology annotation, cellular component: SMN complex. The transcript is spliced from 2 exons. Lineage: Eukaryota; Metazoa; Arthropoda; Insecta; Diptera; Culicidae. The record is from RefSeq and is a predicted model, not a curated record. Bases 127 to 3210 code for a protein of 1027 amino acids.
AGUAGCAAAAGUGUGAGCAAACAGACGCAAAUCACUUUUGAUCCAUCGUCUUUUGCUGCCAUCAAAGAAAAAAGUGCGAAAAACUAAAAUCAGAAAAGUGAAAUCCAGAUUAAAAUCCGAUCCAGGAUGGCCGCUCACAACCUGAAUGACGAACGGCCUCGCACGGCAGAUGUCGAGUUUGAUCCGAGUUUGGAGUUUUCGAAAAUGUUCCUCUCGGAACCGGUGGUACGGGGCCUGACGCGAAACAACUUCAUCCACCCUUCCCCCAUCCAGGCACGUGCAAUCCCGCUUGCAAAGCUCGGGCUAGAUUUGUUGGUGCAAGCAAAAUCCGGAACCGGAAAGACACUGGUGUUUGCCGUGAUGAUUGUCGAGAAUCACAACCCGGAUGUCACAUUUCCGCAAUCGUUGACGAUCGUACCGGCAAGGGAGAUUGCGGUGCAGAUUGAGGACGUGUUGAAUCGGAUCGGGUAUUCUGUUCCGGGCUUCCGGGCUAAAAGUUUCAUCGGCGGAUUGGACAUCAGUCAGGACCGGAAGAACUUGCAGAACUGUUCGGCAGUGGUCGGAACUCCGGGAAGGAUCAAUCAUCUGAUAAAGAGUAAUGUGUUGAAUACGAGCCAGAUCAAGAUUUUAGUGCUGGAUGAAGCGGAUUCGUUGAUUUCCGGGACGCUCAAAUCGGAAGUGAAUCAGAUUGUCAAAAUGGUGCCAACCAAACGGCAAACGGUAGUGUGCAGUGCCACCUUCUACAACAACAGGGAUCGCGAAUUGUGUACAUACUUGAACGAGAAGUUUAUCGGAGUGACCCCGAAGAAGGAGAUACCGGUGCUUCAAGGAAUUCGGCAGUUUGUCCGGGAAUUGCCCGAAGCGAAGGACAAUAUUAAGGAGAUGAUGGCAAAGAUUGCCGAACUAAAUCAGAUACUGAAGAAGGUUCCGUACGGACAAUGUUUGGUGUUUGCCAACACACAAACCAAGGCUGAGACUUAUUGUAGCUACUUGAGUCGAGCUGGAUGGCCUGCGGAAGUUAUCCGAGGUGGACAGGAGCAACGGGUUCGGUUGAAGACAGUUGAAAACUUGAAGCAGUUUCGAUGCAGAGUUUUGACCGCGACGGAUGUCAUCUCACGAGGAAUUGACGCCGAAAAUGUAAACCUGGUGGUUAAUGUUGAUGUUCCGAAGGACAAUUCGAUCUAUCUCCACCGAAUUGGACGUGCUGGACGUUUCGGCACCCAAGCCGUCUCAAUCACACUGGUAUCAUCGGCCAAAGAGAUGGAACGUUUUCGCAAAAUCCUACACAACAUUGGCGGUAACGAAACGUUUGUCUAUCAUCUUCCAACAGAGAAGAUGGAAGAAAUUUGGAGCUUUGAGCAGUAUGGCGACAAAUAUGCAAAGCUGUACGCUUCGGCAUUGGAGCAGGAAAUCCGUGAUCAAGGGGCGGACCGUACGUUCUUGGAAACGAUUAUAGAAGUGGAUUCCAAAACGGAAUUGGGACAGAAGUCGACCGAAUCUGUUUUGGAGGAUAGUCUGGAAGAGAAAGCCCAAAAAGUCGAUACCAUCAUGUCAGCUGAUUCGCUCGAGUCCAAGCAACAAAAGGAACCGGAAGAGAUAGAUGAAGAAGAAGAGGAGGUGAUAAUUCGAAGGUUCCCUCUGGGGUGCCCGGACGAGAAUGAUACCAAUGAUAUUGACGAUAUGUUCCUUGCUGCCAUUGAAAAGGUGGACGCCGAAGAGGGGCAGCAACAUAACCAUCUGGAGCUGGUCUCCCAAAACAAGCUCCAAUUCGGAGACAGUGAAGUGCAGCUGGUACUUGAUGCCUAUGAAAAUGAUCAAGCAAGCUCGUCAAUGCCAGUGGCUAAUGUAGAUGAUCUGUUUUUGGCUGCCAUGAACAGGUUGGAGCUGGAGGAAGCCAACGAUAAAUCCGGUGAUCCAUUAACGUCCGAAGACAACAUCCAGAUAACGAAAAAAGCAAAGCUCGACAUUGAGAAUGGAAAUGCCGCAGAAUCUCAAAAUGUGGACAAAAAUCCCGUCGAAAUGGUGGCAGAUGAAAGCGAAUGCCCUAUUUCCAACGGGAAAAAUGUCGAUGAUCUUUUUCUUGCAGCCAUGCAGAAAGUUGAUCUUGAGCAAACAUCAGCGGAAGCUUCGGAUAAACAAUCAUCCACGCCAUCAUCGGAACUCAGCUGUUCAACACCCGAAUCUUGCUAUACUACAGACAGUUCUUUCAGCUCAAACGCCACCAAAAAGGUUGAAGUUGGCUCAAAUUUCACCACCCCGAACUCUCGAGUCCAGGAAAUCCGCGGUGCUGUCCCGGAUCAUCAGGUGAGCUCAUCGAGCUCCAACAAUUCGUCGGAAAUCGAUCGAGCUUCUGACCCAGGAAUCCCAACUCAACAGAACUGCCUUCCCCUGGAGGUGAAUAACGAUGCCCUGUUUGCCAAGAUCAUGGAACAAAAGGAACUGGGAGCUGGUCAACAACACCGACCGUUACAGUUCUCCAUUGACGGCUGCAGCUUGGAAGUGCACGAUGAUCCGAUCAGCGAUCGGGACAUCAACUCUCGCAAAGGGUCCGUUCCGGACGUGGUUCCAAGUGCUAUCACGCUUGAUCCAUCCCGGCUCCAGCAGCAACCAUCCGUCGAGGAGGAAGAAGAGGAAGCUGCCAAUUUCGAUCUUAACUCCAACACGUGCGGUUCCAACCAUGGAUCCGCUUUCGAACCCGAAGAAGCCGUUGUCCCGCAGGAUAACCGCCCCAAGCGGAUCCGCUUCCAGCAGCAAGAUGACAAUUCCAUGGAACUGCAAUCGAACUCCGUCGGUGUAAUCCCCGGUGGAGUAAGCCAGCAGGGCGAUCAACCGGAAGCUCUGCCCCCGAUUCCCGAUACCGUAUCCGCCACAGAGGAAGCCGAUGAUGCAAGUUCCUACUCCUCUCAGUAUGACAGCGAAUCUUCUAACUCGUCAUUCUUCGAUCAACGGGUAUGGGAAACGGAAGCGCCCGGACAAAAUGCUGCCAAUGUGCCAGCAGCGGGACAACAGCAGCCGCAGCAGCAUGAUGCAUCACAAACACAGGAGGCAGGAGCCAAGAAACGGAAGGUUUCCAAGCGAUCGAAGAAUGCCACCAAUCGCUACCAUCGGUCGUAUGCCAGCUGGACGUCCCACUAUUGGAACCAGAUGACGAUGAUCCAGGAUUACGUGCGAUUCGCGGCCUACGCCCGGCACAACGCUUUUGGAAAUUGAACCUCUUCGUUUGCAUUUGCCCUGACUACUAUUUUACGAUAGAGAACGUAGCUAAGUAGUAAUGAUCUUCUUCGAAAUGUGAUGUUAUUACGAUAAUCGAAUUAAUUUUCAGUUGCUUUUUUCCUUCCUUUUCUUUUUUGUUUUGUUCGCCAUGAAGGCUUUUUUUGAGCUAGGGAGAGAGAGAGAGAGAAGUAAUCUAAACACAAGUUGAAAUAAAAAUGGA